GGAGGUGUGCGCAUGCGCAGUGCCGCUGCGGGGGGCGAUGGCGGCGCCGCUGCCCCCGGUAUCGCGGGCGCCCCCUGGUGGUACCGGGGGGGGCAGAGCGGCCCCGGGACGGGGGGACACGGCCCCGGGACGGGGACACACGGCCCCGGGACGGGGGGACACGGCUCGGUCCGAGGGUGCGGAGGGGCUGUUCGUGGUGCUGGGUGCGGGGCUCGCCGCCGCCAGCCACCCGCUGCUCUACGUCAAGCUGCUGGUCCAGGUUGGGCACGAGCCACUACCUCCAACUGUGGGGAGAAACGUGCUGGGAAGGAAGGUCCUGUACCUGCCUGGCUUCUUCACCUAUGCCAGACACAUUGUGGAAGUGGAUGGGAAGAGAGGCCUCUUCCGUGGGCUUACUCCUCGCCUCAUCUCAAGCACUUUAUCAACCAUCACCAGGGGGAGUGUGAAGAAGGCCUUUCCACUGGAGGACAUGGAGCACGUUUCCAACAAGGAUGAUGUGAAGACUUCCCUUAGGAAAGUGGUGAAAGAGACCUCUCACGAGAUGAUGAUGCAAUGUGUGUCCCGAGUUGUCUCCCACCCACUGCACGUGAUCUCUAUGCGCUGCAUGGUCCAGUUCGUGGGCCGGGAAGUCAAAUACAGCGGCGUGUUCAGCGCCAUCGGCAGAAUACUGAAGGAAGAAGGGAUCCUGGGGUUCUUUGUUGGUUUAAUCCCUCACAUCCUGGGAGAUGUCAUCUUCCUCUGGUGCUGCAACCUCCUGGCUCACUUCAUCAACACCUACGCAGUGGAUGACAACUUCAGCCAAGCAUCGGUGAUCCGCAGCUACACGAAAUUCGUGAUGGGGAUCGCUGUGAGCAUGCUGACCUACCCCUUCCUUCUCGUGGGAGAUCUCAUGGCAGUGAACAACUGUGGGUUGCGUGCUGGGCUCCCUCCCUACGCUCCCGUGUUUGCAUCCUGGAUCCAUUGCUGGAGGUACCUGAGUGCUCAGGGGCAGCUUUUCCGUGGCUCCAGCCUGCUCUUCCGUAGGGCACCCAUGCCAGCUGCCUGCUUCCCCAUCGACUGACUCCUCAGCAGGGAGAGGUGAUGAACUUGGACUCCUCAUGAAACCCCAAGCUUGUUUCAAUAGAUUUAUAUUUUUUCUUUUCAAUCCAAAGUCCAUGGUGUCAGGACAAGACACCUCUCCAGCAAGGCCAGCAGCAAGUUGGUGUCUGGAGAUCUGACUUCAGGCUCCAGCUGGACCAAAGCCCCAUCCUCAACUGAUAUGUGUAGCAGAGAGAGCAGGAGGGAGUUGUCCUUUUCUAUUUGGUCCAAACUGCAGCUCUGGAGUGACUGGGGAAGUCUGGGAAACCAGAAAAUUCCCAGGUACCAAAUGAUGGUGCAGGGACAAAAGACUGCUUCAUUCUGCCUGAGCUGGGGAGCAGCAAGAGAUCCAAGGUGACCUUGCUGGGAAAGGUUACCCCAACUGACCAGCCUCCCAUCUUAUCUCUUCUGGAGACAGCAAAUAUCUGUGUGGCAGGUAGCUCAUCCUGAGUGAGAUCAACCCUGCAACCCAUAUUUAAGGUUUUGAGGGUACUUGAGCACUAGGGAGCACACCAUAGGCAUCAAAGAGAAGUUCAGGUGUCAAGCAGAAUGGUCCCAAAGAGACACAGCACAGAUCCAGGGCAGUGGUGGGACUUGGACAUGGAGAGAGUGCUUGGGGAUGGAUGUGAGCUGCACGUGGAAAUGGUUUUUUUUGCAGCAGGAUGAGCUGUAUUUAGGAUACACCCAACAGCUGCUGGGUGCAGGCUGGGCCAGCAGGCUGUGCACAUUGCUCAGGGGCCAGCACAGGUUAGGGGUUGAGCUGCUGGAGAGCAGCUGGAGGGAGAAGGACCUGAGAGUCCUGGUGGAGAACAAAUUCACUGUGAGCCAGCAACGUGCCCUUAUGGCCAAGAAGGCCACUGGCAUCCUGAGGUGCAUCAAGAAGAAGGUGGCCAGCAGGUCAAGGGAGGAUCUCCCCCUCUUCUCUGCCCUGGUGAGGUCAGGUCUGGAAAGCUGUGGCCAGUUCUGGCCCCCCCAGUACAAGACAGACAAGGAGCUACUGGAGAGAGUCCAGCCAAGGGCUACAAAGAUGCUGAGGGGAUAGGAGCAUCUCUGAUGGGGAAAAGCUGAGAGACCUGGGGCUGUUCAGCCUGGGGAAGAGAAGACUUGAGAGGGGAUCUUAUCAGAGCUCAUAAACACCUACAGGGCAGGUAUCAGGAGAAUGGGGCCAGACACUUCUCAGUGGUGCUCAGUGAGAGGACAAGGGGCAACAGGCACAAACUUGAACAUAGGAGCUUCCAUCUAAACCUGAGGAGGAACUUCGUUACUUUGAGGGUGACAGAACACUGGCACAGUGUACCCAGGGAGCUGCUGGAGCCUCCUUCUCUACAAACACUCAAAACCCACCUGGGUGCCAUCCUGUGCAACCUGCUCUGGGUGAACAGCUUGAGCAGGGGACUUGGACUGGGUGAUCCCCAGAGGUCCCUUCCAACCCUGACCAUGCUGUGAUCCUGUGAGUUGGGUCCUGGGCUGGACCAGCUGACAGGACCACGAUCCCCAGGCUCCUGCUUUGUGUUGGACACAGCCACGUCUUGCAGCUUGCUCACAGCUCCACACUGAAGGGUUGAGGGCAGGAGGGGCACUUGGUCUGUUACUGUCUGGAGUGAAAGAAUAAACCUUAAGCUGGCCAAAGGCUUGCAAGGUGUCAGGGUCAAGGGCUCCUCAGGCACGUGCCAGCAUGGCUGAGCCUCGUGAGCAGAGCUCAGCAGUGGCUGCAGGGCAGGAUUUAUCCUCAGCUCCCCAGACAUAAGGUUUUUUUGCACCAGUCUGUGCUGUUGCAGCAGCCAGGCAGAAUUCCCCCUUCCAAAGCAGUCUUUUUUUGCACAGAGCUGUUGCUGCACUCCCUGGAAAGAGUUUUUGGGGUCCUUGAGCAGGUUCCCAUGUGCUGCUGUGGCAGCAGUUGGGGUCACAUCUCACCCUGGUCUUCUGGGGACCCCAGCCUGCCAUCGCAUGGGUUUUCCUCCAUCAAACAGGUUUGAUCCACACCUCCCAGCCAGGACCUGUGGGACAGCACCAGUCCACACUGGGACCAACAAUCCUCACCCAGCUCCCUUUGGUGUCAUCAAGUUGGUCCUUUCUGUCCUCCCUCCCCUACAGUUUAUGUUCCAGUAACAGCUUCAAUAAUGCAUGGCCCUGUUCCCUAACACCAGAGAUUAUUUCAAAGAGGAUUUAACCCUGCUCCAAAAUACAGCUAUGAAACAGCA
Messenger RNA from Calypte anna (Anna's hummingbird), 3278 nucleotides. RefSeq names its product mitochondrial carrier 1 (gene MTCH1). The record is from RefSeq and is a predicted model, not a curated record. The transcript is spliced from 12 exons. Gene Ontology annotation, cellular component: mitochondrion; membrane. Gene Ontology annotation, biological process: positive regulation of apoptotic process. NCBI's taxonomy places the organism in Eukaryota, Metazoa, Chordata, Aves, Apodiformes, Trochilidae. The coding region runs from base 38 to 1060 and encodes 340 amino acids.